AUGGAAGAGAUGGACCCCCCCAAAGAACAGGCAGAGCCUGUAGAUGCGUCAAAUAUCCCUCUACCUUCAGCUGUACCCCGCGAGAUGUCAAGAAAUGCAACAAAUGAACGGAUGGCGAAAACGGAUGGCGACCUGGCCUGUGAUGAACUCCUCAACAGCUAUCUCGACCGCUCGGAUUUUGUGUCCACAUUUUCGCUGGACAUUUUCAGGAAAUCCCACCCCCCUGGCUAUGAUGUGAAAAGGGCGGCCAGGCUGUUGUCGGACCUACCUGAUGCUCUUUGGUCUUUCGCGGAAAAACUGAGCUUCAACGGAUCCGAGCUUUCCCAAAGGUUUGGGGUGAUGGUUUGUAACAAUUCAGGCGAUAUCGCUAACGCCGUAUGCGAUUACUACACCAACGGAAUUGCCGACGGCCUUACUAAUGGAGGACGGUCUCUUUACUUAACAACAUCGGUCGAUAUUAGCAGCUCAGCGGCGGGCGGGCAGCGAAGUUUACAUUAUUCAGAGCUUCUAGAACAGUUCCCUGCGUAUAGGUGGUUGGUUGGCUGUGCUCGGAAGGUCCUUACCUUGGACACCCUAGGUGAAAACAUGAUACAAGAUAUCGCUCGGGCGUUUCGUUUUGAGUCUCCAUCAAGUAAAGCUGAUUGCACCCUCCCACUAACUCUGCACGAUGUCGAUUUCGUACUCGAUUGGGAUCCGCGGUUAUUCCUGCGUGUGCAGGAAUAUGCGGGUAACUCGGCCAAUAUUUUCGACCAUGUCAUCACUUUGACUGGAUCCCUGGAUAAUGCACAGGCACUGACAUGUGUCCAGUACAUGCGUCAAACAUGGCCAGAGAGCUCAGACUGUGUAAUCAGUCUCUUUCACAAGUUGUUAGAAGGUAGAGCACAGUGUUCUAGCUCAGGUUCACUCCGAGAUGGUACUGUUCUUAUAGGAUUAUUCGAUUGUUCCAAAGUAGUGGUUCAUGCCCAGGGACUUCACCACGCCAUCGUCGAGAUAGGACAGCAAUUGGCCUGGUUAGGCGCGGCGUUGCAGUCAGCACCCGACGAUAGAAUUGUAUACUGUCGACCAGAGAUGCAUAACCAUACCUUCAUGAAAACCCUGAUAUAUGAGCUCAAAUUCACCUUCCGGCAUGGACAGACUGGACAGCCACCACGCAACGGGCGGUGCUGGCAUAGUCUAUUCAGCAACCCCGUUGUAGUGUAUGGCUUCCCUAUUCGACGACGGCACCUGGUGAAAUCUGGCUUAGAUAUCCCACUCAAUAUCUUAGGCCGGCUCGUGCCAUCGCGCCGCAUUGCAAGCUUUGGUGGAAAGGUCUGUAUCAAGGGUCAUUGUACGAUCCUCAUGCCAACGAAGGUCGUAGAUGAUGCUGUGAUAUGGCAUCUGAUAUCCAAUGACCAUGGAUGCUAUAUGGACUAUACCGACUUUCGAAUCGACGCCAUUCCCGGAUUAUACCCUGCAGGCAUUGACACCAACCUCGUUGGCUUUCGACACAUUGUAGGUUGGUGCCCCGAAGCAGAAGUCCUUACAGCAUCGCCAGGGGCGGAGUAUGGCAUCGAAUGGUCUGGGCUGAAUAGGGCCGACACCGGAUGCGACCUUCAAGAUGUCGUUAUUUCCCGCGGUACCGUAAUCCCAAAUCAUGAAACUCUGGCGAUAGGAAAGAAAGACAGGCCUCCUCGUUAUGAGUUCGGUGAGUACCUCCACAGAAUCUUGUCAAUCACCAAGAAAUAUGCGGUCUUCUACGACGUGUCCACCAGACGAGCCUGGCUUGUCGAUGGGGCAAGCGCUCUGCUACACCUGGUCCGGGCAUCCCUAAUGCUCAGUUCCUCUGAGGACCCGAUGCAGGAGUUUGUUUUCAGUCCCGAGUUGCUUGAACAACAUCCUAGUCCCGAGGGCGGGCCUGCUUCUGCCAUAUCCGUUCUGAAAAGUGAAAGGAAUUUGAGCCAGCGGCUGCAUCGCAACAUGCCGGAGACAUUUCAGGAUAGGGUUGAUGCUAUAUACCAUUUAUUGGAACAAGCAUACGCAUAUCAAACCCGGGUCAAUCUCCAAAGGAGCGCCGGAAUAGCCCCUGGUCGCCAGGCCCGAAGGCUGCUGGAAGGAUUUGAUUUUAUGGACCUCGCUGCAGACGAGGAUCACUUCAACGCUCGUACAAUGAGCGCGUUUGACGGUCUCCCGAGAUGGCACAGACUCGCAGGAGCAAUAAAUGCCAUUACUCUAUUCGGCAGAGGGUUCGGUGAUCUUCUGAAACCAAAGGAGAUGGUUCCUGUCUGCUCCUCAUGGACCACUGUCCCAUCAGGAAAGGAUUACCUCGCUGCGAGGGCUGAAGACAUUCAGACAAUCAUGAGGAAAAAGGGCAACAGCUCGGGCUCGCCGUGGCGUGUUAUAGACGACGUCUAUUGGCAUAUGCCUGACAAACUAUUCGAGAAUUGCCCAUGCAUUGAAGACUAUUCGAAGGAACGCUGCAGUCACACUCAAGCACUGCUAGUUGGCCCUGAGAUUCCCAAACAUGGAAUUGUCAGCCCAAUUAGAUUAGAACCCUACGGCGCUAUUAUCUUCGACGGCUCCCCUGUAAACGGUCUCCUCUCGACUCCGAAUAUAUCGUUUUCCUCGACCUUGAGCGAAUCGACCUUGAGCGGAUUCAAGAGCCCUGCCAACGACAGUGCGAUUAGUGUUGGAUACAGCCCUAGCUCAGGCACGCAUGGGAGUGGUUCCUCCAAGGCUGAAGGGAAGCGACCGGCGAGCGACUGGACUCCUGUACCAAAUCCCCGGAAACGGAUUCGUCGGGACUCCUCAAACUCGAGCGGCGAUAUAAAUAGCUCAGAGAGAGCCUCUGACAUCGGCGGCCGAUCUGGCAAUGACUGUUUCCUGACGUUCGGAUCGUCAUCCCAGGGCUCAUCAGCGGACAGCCUCUGGGAGUCUCGAGUUGAAGCCAGCAUCCCCAGUCGCAUCGCAGGGAUGCAAAAUGCGGGAGGUAUUGAACUGGACCCGGCGGAAUACAAAGUUGGCUGGAUUUGUGCACUGCAAAUAGAGCUGGAUGCGGCGCAGAAAAUGCUGGACCGGGUGCACACCAAGGGCUUCGGACACGGAAUGGACUGCAACCUCUAUAUCCUAGGGCAGAUCGGCCGGCUGAAUGUCGUGCUAACCUGCCUUCCCAUGGGCCAAUAUGGGAAUAACAUCGCAGCUGUGGUAGCGACGCGCAUGAUGAAUCGGUUCCCUAAGAUCGCCAUAGGGUUGAUGGUCGGCAUUGGAGGAGGACUACCAAGCGCGAAGCAUGAAAUCCGGCUUGGAGAUGUGGUUGUCAGCAUUCCACAUCUUCAGUAUGGAGGUGUUGUGCAGUACGAUAUGGGCAAGUUUACCAGUGACGGCUUUAUCACAACGGGAUCACUCAAAGCUCCCCCAGAGAAGUUAUUGCAGGUGCUUAACUUUAUGCCUCGCCACGGUUCCUCGAUCGCUGCACUCCCUGAUAUCGAAUACCCUGGGGCCGAACUCGAUCGGCUAUUUGAAUCAUCCUAUGCUCACACCGGGGAUGCCGAUACUUGCAUCUCCUGUGACACUCAACAGGUCGUGCUACGACCAAUGACCCGGACGACCACAUCUCCUCACGUCUUUUACGGGACAAUAGCCUCCGGAAAUUCAGUGGUCAAGAGCCCGAAGAUAAGGGAGAUCCUCAUCCAGAAACACGGUGUUCUGUGCUGUGAGAUGGAAGCCGCGGGCUUGAUGAACACAAAGUUUCCAUGUCUUGUCAUUCGCGGCAUCUCGGAUUACGCUGAUUCGCACAAGAACGAGAUAUGGAUCGAGUACGCAGCCGCGGCGGCGGCUCAAUAUGCUCGGGAUCUUCUUCGGGCAAUGCCUGCCGAUAUUGCGCUUUCGGAUGGAUGA
Molecule: messenger RNA, 3873 nt
Organism: Aspergillus puulaauensis
Lineage: Eukaryota; Fungi; Ascomycota; Eurotiomycetes; Eurotiales; Aspergillaceae
Product: 5'-methylthioadenosine/S-adenosylhomocysteine nucleosidase
Exons: 4
Coding region: 1-3873 (1290 amino acids)
Biological process (GO): nucleoside metabolic process
Molecular function (GO): catalytic activity
Source: RefSeq, a predicted model, not a curated record